This is a messenger RNA of Colletotrichum karsti, 1779 nucleotides long. RefSeq lists its product as uncharacterized. Bases 1 to 1779 code for a protein of 592 amino acids. NCBI's taxonomy places the organism in Eukaryota, Fungi, Ascomycota, Sordariomycetes, Glomerellales, Glomerellaceae. The record is from RefSeq and is a predicted model, not a curated record. The transcript has a single exon.
AUGUCAGUACCAAUGGAAGCAACAGAACCAGCCGUAUUCCACGGCACACCUUACGUCAACGGCCAUGCUUCGGCCACGCUUCUGGCAGCUGACCUCGAACUCAGUCUAUGGGGCGGUGUAAAUCAAAAGACCGGCGAGGUCAUCGACCGGUUUCACCCAUUGAGCGGACAUUUCUUGAAGGACACCGUCUUAGCAAUCCCCGCAAGUCGAGGAUCAUGCGGCGGCAGUGUUGUCAUGAUGGAACUCAUUCUCAACGGGCUUGGUCCCAAAGCGCUCAUUCUCGAACGUCGCGAGGAGCUCAUAACACUUGGCGUUCUUGUGGCGGAUGAGUUCUUCGGUAAAACAGUACCAGUGGUAACUGUUAAGCCUGAGGAAUUUCGGCAGUUACUCCAAUGGGGCGAGAAGACAGUCCAUAUCGAUGGUGGUGCUGUAUCGGAUGGUCCUCUCACCUCCCUCACUGGAAUCGUCGCAAACGGAGUUCAGAAGCCUUCUGAAGACCUUACGAACCUGGGGAUUCGGCUUUCCAAUUUCGACUUAGCCACCUUGGAAGGAGCCAACGGCGAGGCGGCCAGAAUUUCGAUGCGAACAAUUAUCCGACAGGCACAUCUAAUGGGAGCCACCGAGCUGAUGGAUGUAAGUCAAGCUCACGUUGACGCGGCUUGGUACGGCCCCGGAUCUGUCGCCUUCGGCAAAAGACUCCGGGAUUGGGGUGGGAAGUUCCGAGUUCCAGCCACCAUAAACUCUCUCAACGUUGACCAAAAGCGAUGGCGGACGCUCGGCAUCGACUCUGAGCUUGGGACUACGUGCGACGAGUUGACCAAGGCUUUCGUCGACAUGGGCGGCCAGGUGUCUUUUACUUGCGCGCCGUAUCUUCUUGAAACCGCUCCGAAGUUGGGAGACUCGAUCGCCUGGGGAGAGUCCAACGCCGUGGUUUACGCAAACAGCGUUCUCGGUGCAAGAACCUUGAAGAAUCCAAACAUGUUGGAGGUACUCAUCGCGUUAACGGGGCGUGCGCCGAAGUCGGGUGCCUACGUCGACGCGAACCGAGUUGCCUCUGUAUGGAUCAAGGUUGAGGUACCCGAUGGAAUUGACGACUCCUUCUGGCCUAUAUCAGGAUUCUGUUUCGGCGCUAUUGCUGGAGGUCGUAUCCCAGCUAUCACGGGUCUUGAAGGCCUCAAACCCUCCAACGAUGACUUCAAAGCCUUUUCGGCAGCCUUCGCUACUUCUUCGAGCGCGCCGAUGUUUCAUAUGGUCAACUUGACACCAGAAGCUCCAACACUGGAAGCCGUUUGCUCUGGUGGUAUCUUACCCGAACGCGUUGAUGUUGGCUGGAAGGAGCUACACGAAUGCUGGGACGAGUUCAAUCACGGGUCGACGGAGAGGCAGGUCGACCUCAUCUCGUUCGGAAACCCACACUUCUCCUCUCGCGAGAUCAGGGACGUCGCCAAGUUGUGCCGUGGCAAGACCAAGCACGAGGACGUGUCGGUGAUUAUCACGUGUGGUCGGGCGCAACAUGCAUUGGCUACUCAGGCAGGCUAUGUUGAAGAGCUGGAAAGAUUCGGAGCGCAAUUCCUCACGGACACCUGCUGGUGCUCUAUUGAGGAGCCAGUCAUUCCGAAACCCACCCAGGUGAUCAUGACAAACUCUGGAAAGUACAUCCACUACGGCCCCGGUCUGACCGGUCGGAAGUUCUGCUUUGGGAGUUUGGAGAUGUGUGUUCAAGCCGCCGUUUCGGGGAAGAGCACAGGGGCGCCGCCGACAUGGCUACAAAGGUCUUGA